Molecule: messenger RNA, 1628 nt
Organism: Suncus etruscus (white-toothed pygmy shrew)
Lineage: Eukaryota; Metazoa; Chordata; Mammalia; Eulipotyphla; Soricidae
Gene: RASSF3
Product: Ras association domain family member 3
Exons: 5
Coding region: 8-724 (238 amino acids)
Biological process (GO): signal transduction
Cellular component (GO): cytoplasm
Source: RefSeq, a predicted model, not a curated record
CGGCAGCAUGAGCAGCGGCUACAGCAGCCUGGAGGAGGACGCCGAGGACUUCUUCUUCACGGCGCGCACCUCCUUCUUCCGCAGGGCGCCCCCGCCCAAGCCCCGCGCCGGACCGGCGGAUGUGGAGAAAGAGAAGGACACUUACAGUUACCUCAGCAAGGAGGAAAUCAAAGAGAAAAUUCAUAAAUACAACUUAGCAGUCACGGACAAGCUGAAGAUGACCUUGAAUUCAAAUGGGAUUUACACUGGCUUCAUCAAAGUCCAGAUGGAACUCUGCAAACCUCCGCAGACCUCGCCAAGCCCGGGAAAACUGCCGCCUGGUAGCAAUGGCUGCGUGAACACGCUUCAUAUCAGCAGUACCAACACCGUCCGGGAGGUGAUCGAGGCCCUGCUCAAAAAGUUCCUCGUGACUGAGAGUCCCAACAAGUUCGCACUUUAUAAGCGAUGCCACAGGGAAGAUCAAGUGUAUGCCUGCAAGCUCUCAGACCGGGAACAUCCUCUCUACCUGCGUUUGGUAGCAGGACCCCGAACAGACAUGCUUAGUUUUGUUCUUCGUGAACAUGAAAUUGGAGAGUGGGAAGCCUUCAGCCUGCCGGAACUGCAGAAUUUCUUGCGCAUCUUGGACAAGGAAGAGGACGAUCAGCUGCAGAACCUGAAGCGACGUUAUGAGGCCUACAGACACCGGCUGGAAGAUGCUCUUCGCGAGGUGUGGAAACCCGAUUAAAAAACGCCCAGGCUCCUGGUGACACGCGCCAAGAUGGCACAGGACCUGCAGAUAAACUGGCACAGGGCCUCUCUCUCCUCGGAGGGAUGCUUCCUUGCCCCAUGAUGCUUGGGUCACCCCUCUUUUCUCUUUAGAUUUAGUGACACUCCUACCCCGGCCUGGUCAUAUGUCUGCAAGCUGUGAAUCUGCAGUCUCAUCUGGAGCCUUCUAGAGUGCCUGGGAAGUGUGGACUUGGGGUGUUACUUCUUUUAUUUUUUUUUUCCUUUCAGUUAUUCUAAAGAUGUGAUGAUGUUAAGCUUAAGGAUGUGCAAAUGCUUUUUGAAAGCUUAACGAGGACUCUAUCUGAAUACCUGUCAUACGUUGAAACUACCUGUCCUGUAAGAAAAAUGUUUUAAUGUCAGGAAACAGUUCAUGUUAACUGAAAGAGGCAGGAGGCUGGGAAGCCUGAGGGGUGUUGUGUGAAGGAAUCUCAGGAGUUUGACAUGGAAAGUAAAGAGCAAGUUUGGAAGGAGGCGCAUGAGGGAAGUUGGGGAGUGCUGAGGGAGGUGGUUUGGAGGAUGAGUUAGUUGGUUGUUAGUAGAGCAAGGUAUAUUAUGUUUGAUUGGAAAGGAGAUGAGGCAUUCUGUUCUGAGAUGUGAGGUAUGUCAUGGGAUGGUUUGGUCUACCAGUGAGGGGAAAAGUGGUGCUACAGCCAAAGAAAGUGGGAGCUUGGCAAAAAAAGAGAAGAGGUCACUUAAUAGCUGGCCUGUGAGUCCAAGAUUGGGGUAGAGUUGCAGCCCAACCCCGUCCCCACAGCCUGAAUGCUCUUGUGUUUGUCUUAUGCCCCAUUUGCUUACCUAUGACACAUAGUAUGUGGAGAUCCCAGUCACCUCUGACCAGCCCAGGUUUUCCAAGUUGGAAAGGA